Messenger RNA from Drosophila miranda, 716 nucleotides. RefSeq lists its product as uncharacterized. Lineage: Eukaryota; Metazoa; Arthropoda; Insecta; Diptera; Drosophilidae. The transcript is spliced from 4 exons. Bases 61 to 690 code for a protein of 209 amino acids. The record is from RefSeq and is a predicted model, not a curated record.
AAUCGAAGAGUAUGGUAUACGCUGUCCAGAGCCCAAGCGGACAGCACGAAAAGCGGCAGAAUGAAUCUCAUAAUGAUUCUUUCGAUGCUUUUGCUGGCUGUGGAAGGUGGGCGGGACAUGAGCCCCAAUCUGACGUCCUGGCAUCAUCACCGGAGGCAGAAACGCUUCCUGAUCUACCAAAAUGGAGGAGUUGUCAAGCUGGUCACUGGAUGCGCCUUUCCGGUUCCGUUUCAAGAGAAGAAGGCCUGGCGCCAGCUGGUCUGGCUGAUGAAUUUCCAUUAUCAAUUCAAUGAGCCGCAGACACCAAUUUAUUGGUGGAAUCUUUGGAGCAGUGCUCGUGACCUAAAAGGUGCUAAUCCUCCUGCCGCUCCGCCUACCGUGGAUGAGCCGCAGAUUCUGCUGUUCAAGUUUGCCGAGAACUAUAUGUCGCAGAUUGGGCAGAAUGGAACGGCUUGUCUGGAGCGUCUGAUCUGCGAGAAUGCACAAGUACACGAGCACAGUGGCCUCUAUGCCCAGCUGUUGCACAGACUGCUGAGACCCCAUCGAACGCUGGACGAACGAUAUCUGGAUGCCUAUAGAAUGGGACGACACGGAGUGAAUUGUCGCCGAGCAUAUCCGCAGGCGUCGCACUGUCUCCUUGACGACUAUAUCCACCUGCAUGAGCGGGGCCCAACGCAGAGUUUUGUUUAAGCUUAGAGUAAGAGUUUGUAGGCGCU